Messenger RNA from Echinops telfairi (small Madagascar hedgehog), 2752 nucleotides. RefSeq names its product mitochondrial calcium uniporter (gene MCU). NCBI's taxonomy places the organism in Eukaryota, Metazoa, Chordata, Mammalia, Afrosoricida, Tenrecidae. The record is from RefSeq and is a predicted model, not a curated record. Bases 35 to 880 code for a protein of 281 amino acids. Gene Ontology annotation, cellular component: uniplex complex; mitochondrial inner membrane. Gene Ontology annotation, molecular function: calcium channel activity; uniporter activity. Gene Ontology annotation, biological process: calcium import into the mitochondrion; mitochondrial calcium ion homeostasis. The transcript has 8 exons.
CAGAAUGGAACAUUUAACAAGAUAGACCUAAGGGAUGCUAGGUAUUGGUGAUGUGACCUGUUCACAGCAGGGGAAACUUGAACAGUCUCAGGUGCCCCAGAGGCUUUCUUCCUGGCAGAAUUUGGGAGUUGUUUAUUGUAGUACUGCUGCGCCCUCUGAUGAUGUGACAGUGGUUUAUCAAAACGGGUUACCUGUGAUAUCUGUGAGACUGCCAUCCCGGCAGGAACGCUGCCAGUUCACACUGAAGCCUAUCUCGGACUCCGUGGGUGUGUUUUUACGACACCUGCAAGAAGAAGACCGGGGAAUCGACAGAGCUGCGGUCUAUUCACCAGAUGGUGUUCGAGUCGCGGCCUCGACAGGGAUAGACCUGCUCCUCCUGGAUGACUUUAAGCUGGUCAUCAAUGAUUUCACGUACCAUGUGCGACCACCAAAAAGAGACCUCUUAAGCCAUGAAAAUGCAGCGACCUUGAACGAUGUCAAGACACUAGUCCAGCAGCUCUACACCACAUUGUGCAUUGAGCAGCACCAGCUAAACAAAGAAAGGGAGCUUAUUGAACGGCUAGAGGAUCUCAGAGAGCAACUGGCUCCCCUGGAAAAGGUACGAAACGAGAUUGGCAGGAAAGCUGAGAAGAGGACCACUUUGGUGCUAUGGGGUGGACUUGCCUACAUGGCCACACAGUUUGGCAUUCUGGCCCGGCUUACCUGGUGGGAAUAUUCCUGGGACAUCAUGGAGCCGGUCACCUACUUCAUCACUUACGGAAGUGCCAUGGCGAUGUAUGCAUAUUUUGUAAUGACACGCCAGGCAGAAAUGGACCUUAGGAGACUGAGAGACCCGUUACAAGUGCAUCUGCCCCUUCGACAAAUUGGUGAAAAAGACUGAGCUGCAAAGAGCCCUAGAGUUCCGGCAGAAAGAACACCUGUUUAUAACUCUUGCCUUUGUAAUUAAAGCAUUGCAGGUGGAAGCUGGGAGCAACAUGGGGGCGGAGAAUUUGUACCUUUAAUUGAAAGAAACACAAGGAACUUAAGGGGAAAAGGGGUGAAUGCUAAACUCUAAGGAUCAGGCAUGUGGAACCUAAGUCUCAAAGGGCUUCGUGAAUACUGUCUUAAUCAAGUAUCCCGGUUUCUGGACGAGAAUGAUGCAUUUACGCAGUUGGGAGCCUCACAGGGACAGUGAUGCUGGGGUGUUUGCUUCGUGCAUCUCCUUCGCAGAGUCCGCAGAACAGAACACACCAGCACCCCACUCAGCUCGACCCGUUUUUCCUCUUUCCUUUAACUUUUCUUAUUUUUGGUACAAGAGUAAAUAAAUCUCCCACAAAACAGAUCCACAAGCUACAUGGAGGCUUCAAAAAGUUCAUGGGAAAUUCCCUUGGCUUGUAUUUCCAUCUUCCUCGCUGCUUUUGUAAGCCCCUGAUCUGUGGGUGGCCAACAGUCUGAGCUGGAUUCAUUCACGUGGUUUUUGAGGGCCCAGCCUCUGCGAAGCUACCAGGAAUCUCUCCCACUGUGCCCUCUGCCACCCAUGCCUCUCGAUUACACUAAUUUUAUCCUGAUGAUAAGUUGAAACUAACUGGUGGCAGACAAGUGGCACUUCAGAUUGUCCCUCGGUCCCUUCGUAAAUGUCCGUGUGUCCCAGGGCUCUGGGUCAAUAUCUGGGAAUCAUUGGCGACACUGCAUGCGAUUGUUUUGUUGUUUUUCACUAACUCAUCACGGAGGGAGAAUUUUCCUCCUUUAUUGACCUGCCCCUUCGUUGAUCGCCCCUUUCCCCUCCAAACUCUGUAAUCAGGGGUGAGGAGGGGAGUGUUCAGCUGUAUUUUCAAAUCAGGACAAUGUAAGGUUUACAGAUUGGCUAAAAUCAUGGCUCUGUAGCCAUUUCCGAACCAGAAUAAUUUCAUUGCUGUUAACUGCUUUGUGUGGUCGCAUUCCAGGCUAGUCAGAUGGCACUGCCUCUUCGGACACACACUUCCUCCUUGUUUGUGAGCCCUCCCGCCUCCAGCUGUCAGUGGUUUUAAAUCCAGUAUAUGGAUCUCAAAGGGUGCAAUUUCUCUUUCUACAGGAAUGCAUUUCUAGGACUGACUUUAGCCUACCGUCGCCACCCUGUUUUUCUUAUCUUAAUUGAGAGAAGAAUUACUCUUAUACUCUUUCAGAGUGUUUUCUACCAUAUUUCCAGACAACAUCUGCCAUCCUGUUUUGCACUACAGUCGGGCGGGAUGGGAAGGAGGGACAGGGCUUGCCAGACAGGCGAUUGGCUUUUUUCUUUCACAUGAGUCAUCCCUCCUCAAGGCCAGGUUUUCUCUCUCUUUCCUUCCACCCUUGGGAUCAUUGUGUAUGAAGAGAAACACUUUCAGUGACAAACCCAGACUCCAGGUGCCCUGCAGAGGUUGAAGGCCAGCCAGGAUUGCUGCUGCCCACCCCCCACCCCCAACCCCUACCAGGCAUGAUGGAAUGAAAGGGUGCAUGGCCCCACUUCCUGCCCUUCCCCAGGGGCUCAGCCCCCUUCCCUCAUGACUUUUUUUUUUGAGUUGUAUGAAUUAUUUUUAAACCCUUUGUCCUGUUUGUGCAGGGUUUUUUAAAAGACACAGCACAGUGCAAUGAGCAAAUCCUUUCAGGGUGUGUGGGAGGGAGGGAGGAUUCAUGGAGAAAAGCCCUUUAAACAAAUAGCAAAUACUGAACAUGUGUAAAAUCCUGUAUCAUUUAUGAAAUAUGUAUAAAAAGCAAUGUACCUUCUGGAACAAUAAAUACUUAUUCAAUUUUUGAA